This is a messenger RNA of Octodon degus (degu), 436 nucleotides long. Its product is annotated as rab11 family-interacting protein 3-like. The transcript is spliced from 2 exons. Lineage: Eukaryota; Metazoa; Chordata; Mammalia; Rodentia; Octodontidae. The record is from RefSeq and is a predicted model, not a curated record. Bases 23 to 406 code for a protein of 127 amino acids. Gene Ontology annotation, molecular function: calcium ion binding. Gene Ontology annotation, cellular component: endocytic vesicle; recycling endosome membrane; cleavage furrow. Gene Ontology annotation, biological process: regulation of cytokinesis; endocytic recycling.
CUAGCUCUGCCGGCGUCGGAGCAUGGAGCCGGGCUGGCCCCCUUCCCCACCGGGCCCGGCGGAGUCGGCGCGCGGGGACGCUCUACCUGAUGCGCGGCCCGCGGAGCCCGAGGACUGCGCGCCCUGUCGCCGCGGCCUGCCCCCUGGGGCCUCGCACACAGACGGCGAGCGGCUGCUGGCGAGCCAUGGGCUGCCCUCGGACCCGAGCCAGGCCCCGCCGCUGUCCGGAGAUCCCGCGGCCGGCACGGAGGACGGUGCGCGCCUCCGCGCUGUGUUCGAUGCCCUGGACGGAGACGGGGAUGGCUUCGUCCGCAUAGAAGACUUCGUCCAGUUCGCCACGGUCUACGGGGCGGAGCAGAUAGGGAAGGAAAUGAGCCGUGUGUCCCAUGACACUUGCCGACUGUAGCAGAACUCCCAUCAAGGCCUCCUCCACUCC